Molecule: messenger RNA, 1022 nt
Organism: Diospyros lotus (date-plum)
Lineage: Eukaryota; Viridiplantae; Streptophyta; Magnoliopsida; Ericales; Ebenaceae
Product: protein LURP-one-related 15-like
Exons: 3
Coding region: 135-761 (208 amino acids)
Source: RefSeq, a predicted model, not a curated record
ACCAAAUCCCCUUAAAUUUCAAGAUAUUAACAUUUCUUUCUAAGCUUUUCUGUGUGUUUCUAGCUAAACUUGGGAGGAGAUCAAUAUUCCUAUAGGCGGUAGUGGUCUUCCCUGAAAAACAAUCUGGUUGUGGUAUGGCAGAGCCUAGCUACGUAGCGGCGGCACCACCGUCGGCAGUGGCUGUGAUAAGCCCUCGAUUCUGUGCUCCGUACCCCGUAGAUCUAGCCGUCGUGAGGAAGCUCCUCACCGUAUCAGAGGGCAACUUUGCAGUCACCGACGUCAAUGGCAACAUCAUCUUCAAAAUUAAAGGCAAGCUUUUAAGCAUCCGUGAUCGCAGCGUCUUGCUUGAUGCCGCCGGCAACCCCGUCCUCACUCUCCAACAGAAGGUAUUGACUGCACACAGAAGAUGGGAGGCGUUCAUGGGAGACAGCACAGAUUCGAAAAAUCUGCUUUUUAGUGCUAAGAAGUCUUCGAUCAUCCAAUUUAAGACAGAACUGGAUGUGUUCUUGGCUGGCAAUAAAAAAGAAGAUGCUUGUGAUUUCAAGAUUAAAGGUAGUUGGCUGGAGAGAUCAUGUACUGUAUAUUUAGGAAAUACUUCAACCAUCAUUGCCCAGAUGCAUAAGAAGCACACAGUGAAAAGCGUUGUUCUAGGAAAAGAUCAUUUUGGGGUGACUGUGUAUCCGAAUAUCGACUAUGCCUUCAUAGUUGCUCUGGUGGUGAUUCUUGAAGAGAUCAACGAGGACAGAAGUGGUGAUGAUUGAAAGCCAUCUCAGCGUAAUCACUUCUUGUAUAUUCUCACAACAGUUUCGCUACCACAUUAUAGAUACUAAAGUACUCGCUUGCCAUCUUGUGGGCAUGUCGAAUGAUCUGGUUUGCUCUUUUCUAUAGCUUUCUGUUGUAUCUGCUACCUACAUAUACAGAAAUAAAUCCUACUACUAUUUCUGGGAAAACUGGGUAGCCCAGAACAGUAGCAAAACAGUAUUUUAAUCCUUUAUAUGUUUUAAAAUGCUAAUUCUAUUUUA